This is a messenger RNA of Synchiropus splendidus (mandarinfish), 2017 nucleotides long. Its product is annotated as septin-8-A-like. NCBI's taxonomy places the organism in Eukaryota, Metazoa, Chordata, Actinopteri, Syngnathiformes, Callionymidae. The coding region runs from base 90 to 1454 and encodes 454 amino acids. The record is from RefSeq and is a predicted model, not a curated record. The transcript is spliced from 10 exons. Gene Ontology annotation, cellular component: septin complex; microtubule cytoskeleton; septin ring. Gene Ontology annotation, molecular function: molecular adaptor activity; GTPase activity; GTP binding. Gene Ontology annotation, biological process: cytoskeleton-dependent cytokinesis.
CCGCGGUGUCAGGUGAUACUCGGCUGUUCGAAGGGCUGUGGGACGGGUUUGUUCUGAAAUAUCUGUGCAUUGGGAGCAACGAGAGCAUCAUGGUGCGUUCACGGGACCGUGUCAACACUUGCGACGUGUGUGAACAAACCUGGUCGGACGAGGGGGAAGAAAAACGAAGCUUAGAACUUGGAGGUCAUGUCGGGUUUGACAGUCUUCCUGAUCAGCUGGUCAGCAAGUGUGUGGCCCAAGGGUUCUGCUUCAACAUCCUCUGCGUUGGUGAGACGGGGAUUGGCAAAUCAACGUUAAUGAACACGCUUUUCAACACGAAAUUUGAGAAUGAAGAAGCCAGCCACUAUGAGCAGGAGGUGCUUCUGCGCGCGCACACGUAUGACCUGAAGGAGAGCAACGUCAACCUCAAGCUAACUGUCGUGCAAACCCAAGGUUUUGGAGACCAGAUCAACAGGGAAGCCAGCUUCAAACCCAUUCUGGACUACGUCGAUGCCCAGUUUGAAGUGUACCUGGAGGAGGAGCUGAAAAUCAGACGCUCACUCUCCAACUUUCACGACACCAGAAUCCACAUCUGCCUGUACUUCAUCGCCCCCAAUGGUCACUCUCUGAAGUCCCUGGAUCUUGUCACGAUGAAGAAGCUGGACAGCAAGGUGAAUCUCAUCCCUGUGAUUGCAAAAGCUGACACAGUUUCCAGGAGUGAACUGGACAAGUUGAAGAUCAAGAUUAUGAGCGAGCUGGUCAGUAACGGAGUGCAACUGUAUCAGUUCCCGACUGAGGACGAGGCUGUGGCUGAGAUCAACUCUGCUAUGAAUACUCAUCUUCCCUUCGCUGUGGUUGGAAGUGUUGAUGAUGUAAAAGUUGGAAACAAGAUGGUGAAGGCCCGACUGUACCCCUGGGGUUCAGUGCAAGUGGAGAAUGAGAACCACUGUGACUUUGUGAAGCUGAGGGAGAUGCUGCUGCGCGUCAACAUGGAAGACCUGCGGGACCAAACGCACGCGCGCCACUACGAACUGUACCGCCGAUGUAAACUGGAAGAGAUGGGCUUUAAGGACGUCGACCCCGAGAGCAAGUCAUUCAGCCUUCAGGAGACGUACGAAGCAAAGAGGAAGGAGUUCAUUCUGGAGCUCAAACGUAAAGAGGAGGAAAUGAGACAAAUGUUUGUCAACAAAGUGAAGGAAACCGAAGCUGAGCUGAAAGAGAAAGAGAAGGAGCUUCAUGAAAGGUUUGAGCAUCUGAAGCGGGUGCACCAGGAAGAGAAAAAGAACCUGGAGGAGAAGCGGCGAGAGCUGGAGGAAGAGAUGAACGCCUUCAAUCGGAGGAAGGUUGCAGCCGAUACGCUGAUGGGUCAAGCUCUCCAAGGCUCCCAAAAUCCCUUCAAGAAGGACAAGGACAAGAAGAACUUUUUUAGUCUUCCGUCUGCGUGCUCAUUAACAUCAGGAAGAAAUAUGAACUAGACUGGACUUUCCCCAACUUCAAAAGACUCACAAACUAACAAUGGAGCGUUUUAUUUUUUACAGCGAAUAAGCCUUUUUAUGUUACUGACCUGUACGUCUAUCUAUGGCAACUACUGAUGUACUUUACUCUGCUAUUGAAGGAGUGUGUAGAAUAGGCUGUGCAUGAUCAUGAAUAGCGAAGCGUCUACAGAGUGACUUUUUCAUGAAGUCUAACUAUAAUUUAUUGACAUUGUAAUGCUGUAUGUUUCUGGCUGAUGGCUAUUUUCACUGUGAAUUAAUCAAUAUAUGACGUAACUGUGUUACAGAACUUAACAUUGCCUAUGUAAUAUGGUUUGUUAGCACUUUAUAUGUAACCAAAUAGAUAUUUUACCCUUCAUGUUACGUUGACUCUGUGCAAAUACACUAUGAAUAAGAAAAGAGAUGUAUAAAGUAAGUAGAGCUAAUAUUUAUAUAUGGUUGAUGAUGUUUAUCAUAUUAUUAAAACGGCUAUGACAUGAAAAGUCUCGUUGUCUAUAUAAGCGAAUCAUAAUUGUUCCAUAUGAGCAGAUCCUCUGUGGCGCAUU